AUGCUAUCGGACGCAAUCUCAAUUCUCACCCCUAGGAACAUAUAUACACGCGAGCUUGUCUUGGCUUUAUCCCAUAAAUUGGAGACUACUGGACCCCAGCACCACGUUAAGGUGCAAGCUCAUCGCUGGGGCGGGAGUUCAUUAUCUUGCGAAUGGAGUGCUGAUACCGGCAAGAUCUUGCGGAAGCGAGAUCUGUCCAAAUCGAGCUUCUCAUUUUCGGGGGUCAUGAGAUAUUCGGAUCCCCAACUCUCCAGGGCAGACUCGCUUUCCGCCAUGUUCAGUGCCAUGACCUUGGUGCUAGGGCCAGCCUUCCACGAACUGUACGACAACUCGGAGAUCCUGUCUCGAAAGGAUGGAAGCAGCCUCACGGAUCUCCGACCCCCCUUCCCAGCGUUUCGAAAACCGUUGUCUACUUGGGCGAACGAGAUUCCGCCUGGUGAGGCCAACGAGGACAAAUUGAACCCGCGAUGA
Messenger RNA from Aspergillus piperis CBS 112811, 471 nucleotides. RefSeq lists its product as uncharacterized. The record is from RefSeq and is a predicted model, not a curated record. The transcript is spliced from 5 exons. The coding region runs from base 1 to 471 and encodes 156 amino acids. NCBI's taxonomy places the organism in Eukaryota, Fungi, Ascomycota, Eurotiomycetes, Eurotiales, Aspergillaceae.